Messenger RNA from Amphibalanus amphitrite, 690 nucleotides. Its product is annotated as protein transport protein Sec31A-like. Gene Ontology annotation, cellular component: endoplasmic reticulum exit site; COPII vesicle coat. Gene Ontology annotation, biological process: COPII-coated vesicle cargo loading; endoplasmic reticulum to Golgi vesicle-mediated transport; endoplasmic reticulum organization. The record is from RefSeq and is a predicted model, not a curated record. The transcript is spliced from 4 exons. The annotation marks the transcript as partial. NCBI's taxonomy places the organism in Eukaryota, Metazoa, Arthropoda, Thecostraca, Balanomorpha, Balanidae. Gene Ontology annotation, molecular function: protein binding; structural molecule activity.
GUUCGUGUUGUUGUUGCCGGCGAAUGUGCUGGCUGCUGCAGGCGUGUGAUUACUUGUGGGCGUCGAACGUUAUUUGAAUUUAUGUCAAAGAUAUUUCACAUUUCUGCCUUUCACUGCUUGAGCUGAUUAAAACUCGGCCGCACCACCAGUGUUACCAUGAAGGUGAAGGAAGCAGAGCGGACGGCCAACGCGGCCUGGUCACCCGCCCCUCUGCCGGACUUAAUGCUGGCUGCGGGCACGGCGGCACAACAGCUGGAUGCUACGUUUUCGUCUUCUGCCCGGCUGGAGAUUUUUGGACUCGGACUGGGUGAUAGUACCCUGGAGAUGCCCGUUUUGGCAAGUGUGGAAACGCCGUCUAGGUUCCACUGCGUGUCGUGGGGCGCCCACGGCCUCUCCACCGGUUCCCGUCCGGCCGGUAUGAUAGUGGGCGGCUCGGAUGGCGGGAAAAUCGCCCUGUAUGACGCCCGUAAACUACUGGAUGGACAGCCGGCUCUACUGGAGACUACGAGCAGACAUACGGGGGCUGUACGAUCGCUGGAUUUUAACCCGUUCCAGGCCAAUCUGCUGGCAUCGGGCGCCUCAGACUCCGAGCUAUACAUCUGGGAUCUGAACAGUCCCAGUACGCCUAUGACACCAGGAGCCAAGGCACAACCCGCUGAAGACGUAUCAGCGGUCACUUGGAAUAGACAG